CGGCUCUUCCGCCCAUGAUCUUACCACCAACGACACCGUCAUUGUGGAUGACGAGAGCCUCGACAGUGGCCUCCGCGUGGUUGCCGACUCUGAUGAUGCCGCAAGCGACUGCUCUUCCUCGGAGGCUGGCUUCGAGCCGGGACUGUUCGAUAACUAUGGCAAGACGUCCACAUCAUCGUCGCUGCGUCCCGGAUCGGGAUUGUCAUCGGGUCGCGACACGCCGCUGACCACCCACAGCCCCGCUCCAAGUGUCCAUGCCAACGCCAGCAUCAGAACCGCCUGCGUCUCUGCCACGCCUGUCGACAAAGCAGACAGCCAGGACGAGGCCAGCCAAGGCGACACUACUGCUGCUGCUGCUGGUACUACUACAGCUGCCGCUACCGCAGACAAUGUCGAGGCAAGUCGAUACUCAGCUCUCAACGGCACCGGCACCAACAGCAGCAGUGACGCUCAUGGUCAGAAACUCACCUAUGCCGCUGCAGCUGUCUCUGCCCCUGCCCAUGGCGCUCCCGUCGCCGCUGUCGACGCCAUCUCCGCUGUGCCCGGCAACAUCAUGGUCAAUGGCGAGCCAGCCGAUGCUGACUCUUGAGGGGGAGAGGUUUCUGGCACACCGAAACGCUAAGGACCGGGGAGUUUCGAGGACCUUUUUCUUCUACCCGUUCUUACGUGUUCCCCAAUGGGAAAAAGAAAGAUCAGAUCUCAGUGGUACUCUCAUGAGUGGGCAUUUGAAGUCUCGAGUUCACCAGGCCCCCAUCUCACCGUACACUUCAUUCGGUCUUCACGUGGACGGAAAGCAUGACGCGGCACACACAACCAAGCACACCAAAUAAUAUAAUCAUGAGGUACACCCGCAGGAUGGCUACGGGGUGGUUACUUUCCCGCAGGGAGAUAAUGCAGCACAUGUCAUAGGC
This is a messenger RNA of Microdochium trichocladiopsis, 911 nucleotides long. RefSeq lists its product as uncharacterized. Bases 255 to 830 code for a protein of 191 amino acids. The record is from RefSeq and is a predicted model, not a curated record. NCBI's taxonomy places the organism in Eukaryota, Fungi, Ascomycota, Sordariomycetes, Xylariales, Microdochiaceae. The transcript has a single exon.